This is a messenger RNA of Carassius carassius (crucian carp), 1391 nucleotides long. RefSeq names its product protein disulfide isomerase Creld1 (gene creld1b). The record is from RefSeq and is a predicted model, not a curated record. Gene Ontology annotation, molecular function: calcium ion binding. The transcript has 11 exons. Bases 153 to 1373 code for a protein of 406 amino acids. Lineage: Eukaryota; Metazoa; Chordata; Actinopteri; Cypriniformes; Cyprinidae.
CGGGGCUUGAGCGAACAGCCGCAGCAUACACAGAAUGAGCUAGAAGAUGUUCAGUGCAGCGAGAUCAUUAUUAUAACUGCUCCUCGAAGACGUGUUUCUGUCGACAGCAUUUGGAAGCUGCUCACCGCCCAAACGCAGUCUUACAAAGAGGUAUGUGCUGGUCGUGGCCACUGGUGUCUGUGCUGGUGCUCUGCUCGCUCCUGUCUGUGGGGACGGUGAGGACGGCGCCCUGUCAGACCUGCCGAACACUCACGGACCGCUUCAUCAAGGGUUUGGAGCAAACAGCCAAUAAGAAUUUCGGAGGAGGGAACACGGCUUGGGAAGAGGAGAAACUGGCAAAAUAUGCACGCAGUGAAACGCGUCUGUUAGAGAUCGUAGAGGCUGUGUGUGACAAGUCUGACUUUGACUGCAACAGACUGCUGGAGCAGAUCGAGGACCAGGUGGAGACAUGGUGGUUUCACAGACAGCAGGAAGCUCCAGACCUGUUCCAAUGGCUGUGCAUUGAGGAGCUCAGACUGUGCUGCCCACCUGGACACUACGGGCCCGAAUGCACAGAGUGUCCGUCUGGUCCUGGAGGAGUGUGUGGAGGUCUGGGCCGCUGUGAGGGCGAGGGCACACGUCUGGGAGAUGGAGACUGUGUUUGUGACCCGGGAUACUCGGGCGUCCUGUGUCAGGACUGUGCUGACGGAUACUACAGAGAAAAGAGCUCCAACCACACACAGCCUCCCUGCUCAGCUUGCUAUCAUUCCUGUAAAAAGUGCACAGGACCACAAGACAGCACAUGUCUGGACUGUAAGCCUGGAUGGAUCCUUCACAGCAACAAGUGUGUCGAUGUGGAUGAAUGUGGCACUGAACUGGCUCGAUGUCCGUCCAACACGUACUGCUUCAACACAGACGGCUCUUAUGAGUGCAGAGGCUGUGAUCAGGCGUGUGUGGGCUGUAUGGGAAGUGGACCUGCUCGCUGUAAGAAGUGUGCUCGAGGGUUCAGACUCACUGGAGCUAAGUGUCUAGACAUCGAUGAGUGUUCGGAGAGAGCCAUCGCAUGCCCAGGACUCAACGAAGCUUGCGUUAAUGAGGAGGGCUCGUUCCGCUGCGAGUGUGCCGAGGGCUUCAUUCGACGGGACAGCAUCUGUGUGGAGAAUCUGCCACCGACGGGGCCAGAGAAGGGCUUGUUUGAUGACAUGACGGAUGACGAGGUGCUCGUGCUCCAGCAGAUGUUCUUCGGCGUGGUGAUCUGUGCUCUCGCUACUCUAGCUGCCAAAGGAGACAUGGUCUUCACGGCCAUCUUCAUCGGAGGACUGGCGGCCAUGGCAGGAUACUGGCUGUCAGAGAAGGGUGACCGCGUGCUGGACGGCUUCCUUAAGGGACGCUGAUGGACGUCAAGCUCUGGG